Amphimedon queenslandica is the source of this 996-nucleotide messenger RNA. Its product is annotated as zinc finger FYVE domain-containing protein 26-like. The coding region runs from base 1 to 978 and encodes 325 amino acids. Gene Ontology annotation, biological process: regulation of cytokinesis; double-strand break repair via homologous recombination; mitotic cytokinesis. Lineage: Eukaryota; Metazoa; Porifera; Demospongiae; Haplosclerida; Niphatidae. The record is from RefSeq and is a predicted model, not a curated record. Gene Ontology annotation, molecular function: phosphatidylinositol-3-phosphate binding. Gene Ontology annotation, cellular component: midbody; lysosomal membrane; centrosome. The transcript has 7 exons.
AUGAUCAAUUAUUUAUAUCCUUUUGAUAGUUUUAAUACAAUAAGAGCUAUUGGAUUCAGUGUAUAUGGUAAGAAUGAGGAUAUUAUAGAUCAAGAAUCAGACAAUUACUGGAAGGAUGCUUAUCAGAAUGCUUAUAGCAAACAUUGCUCCAACAAUGUCUUUGUUGAUCAGAUAUGGCUCCCAGCUUUGAAAUGUGGUCAGUUGGAUAACUUGGAGGAAGCCCUCACAUGCAUUGACCCUUCACUCUCUGUAUGGGAACAAUACCUCACUGGAGUCUGUAGAUUUCUAUCUCAGAGGAAACUAUUCCAUGUUCUCUAUAGAAUACAACUAUUCAUGAAGGAUUUUGUUCGUGCUGCUAUGACUUGCAUCAAGAGUGCUUGCAUUCAGUUCUUCAUUGGGUUCUCAGGUCACAAGACAACUCUCAGUGACCUGUAUAGUAGAAAGCAUUAUCUGGAGACAGCCAGAAAUCACUUUAGGACUGCAAUUGAUGCUAAAGUGAAGAGGAAUGCUAAUUUCAGUACUACAGAACUAGAGGGUCACAUGCGAACCAUCAGCUUACAAAUGAGAGUCAUUGAUCAACUCCAUAAAGCAGCUGCUACUAAUAACACCCUCAAUAAACCAGUACCAGUCACUAGCAUGGGAGACUCUGGUGUUCAACCUUCCACACUGUUUGGGAAUGGGGCAGUAAGGGGAGAGGUAGCAGCUCAUCUCUUAAUUUCUUGUCAAGAAUCCCCUGAAGCAGUAUUCCAAAUAGCAUCUGAUAUAAUUUCAGCUUAUCGUUUGCCAAGUAGUAAAGUUUUUACAGAGGUAUCAAAGCAGCUUGCUAUGAAAGAAAACUACGUUGGUAUUAGAGUUUUGGUCCAAAGCAUUCAGAAAUCACAUUUGAUGUCUCCGGAGCUUAAUGAUGAAGUCUGCAUGGCUGCUAUCAAAGUCCUCGCCACCCAGACAAAGGAGGUAAUGAUAGCUAGCAUUAACUAACAACAAUUGGUUUAUACA